ACGAAUGCGCAGGCGCGUCCCCUCAGCCCCGGAGAAAGAUGGCCGACGAGAUCAGCAAGGCACAAGUAGCGCAGCCGGGCGGAGACACCAUCUUCGGGAAGAUCAUCCGCAAAGAGAUCCCCGCCAAAAUCAUCUUCGAGGAUGAGAUGUGCCUUGCGUUCCAUGACGUUUCUCCACAAGCUCCAACACAUUUCUUAGUGGUUCCUAAGAAGCCUAUUUCUCAGCUCUCUCAAGCACAAGAUUCUGAUGAAGCUCUUCUUGGACACUUAAUGAUUGUUGGCAAGAAAUGUGCAGCUGAAUUGGGCUUGGCCAGGGGUUUCCGAAUGGUGAUCAAUGAAGGUCCAGAUGGCGGCCAGUCUGUCUACCAUGUACACCUUCAUGUCCUUGGUGGCCGACAACUGGGUUGGCCUCCAGGUUAAGAACUAAGGGAAAGAGAGACUGUUACUUUAAACCAUCUCUUCAGUUAAUUGAACACUUACCUUGAAAAAUCCAACCACUGUCAAUAAACUUUAGUCACUGAACCUUUGUUGAGGUGAAUAACAAAGUUUGUGCAAUCCAUGUUCAAUAAAGUUCUAAGCAUGUUGAAUCA
Messenger RNA from Anolis sagrei ordinatus, 589 nucleotides. RefSeq names its product histidine triad nucleotide binding protein 1 (gene HINT1). Gene Ontology annotation, molecular function: hydrolase activity. Lineage: Eukaryota; Metazoa; Chordata; Lepidosauria; Squamata; Anolidae. Gene Ontology annotation, cellular component: nucleus; cytoplasm. The record is from RefSeq and is a predicted model, not a curated record. Gene Ontology annotation, biological process: purine ribonucleotide catabolic process.